AUGUUUAAAUUAGGUGGAUUCAAGGCGUCAUUUAAUUUACUGUCCGGAAAGAAGAACAACAAAGACCAGUGUGAAAGAACUUCUGAUGUACAAAUCUUGGGUGUUUACAGGAGUAACCGAGAGGAUUAUUAUGGUAACCAAAAUCCAACUGCACCCAGGAAGAUAACUCCAUCAAUGGUGAAAUUGCCACAUACAUCGCAUUCGACACAAGGAGUCAAACCAUCAAAGAGUACCAGUGACUUAUCCAAACUCAGCGACAUACCACAAAACGUAAGAAAAAGCACAGGCGACCUUGCCUCGUCUACCCGCGAACAUAAAACAACCAAGGAAAUAAAAAACCAAGAAAAGGAACAACGAAAAUUAGAUAAACAAAAAUUGGCAGAGCAAAGGAAAAGGGAGAAGUUGGCAGCAAGCGAGCGAGAGAAACAGGAGAAGUUGAAAAGAGAAAAAUUCAAACUUGAAACACAGCAGAAGCAGCAAACACAAGAAAGACCACCAAAGAAAGAGAAGAUAAAAGCGCCCGCUCCCCAACCACAAGUUACUCCAUUAUCUCAAACGCCGGUACCAUACUCUAGUAACACUCUAGAAAGUUCCAUAAGUCGCAGUACCGGUCCACCGCCGUACUCCAAAACUCCGGAAGUGAUACCGAACCAAAAUGACAACACCGGUAACACGAGCUUCGGUAAACCAGUGGACGGUCCAAGCAGUUGGGACCUGGUGUCUGAACACAGGCAGCAACUAAAUAGGCCUAUAGCUGCGUCUAGCAAAAAGAUGAAAAGCACGGUUCUUGAUUUAGGCUACAACGUUGGUAAUAUGCGAACUUCAGCGGAAGUCGAUAACAGCGAAGCAUAG
Parnassius apollo (apollo) is the source of this 852-nucleotide messenger RNA. The record is from the annotation of a GenBank genome assembly. Lineage: Eukaryota; Metazoa; Arthropoda; Insecta; Lepidoptera; Papilionidae.